Messenger RNA from Pyricularia oryzae 70-15, 3142 nucleotides. RefSeq names its product F-box domain-containing protein. NCBI's taxonomy places the organism in Eukaryota, Fungi, Ascomycota, Sordariomycetes, Magnaporthales, Pyriculariaceae. Gene Ontology annotation, molecular function: protein binding. The transcript has a single exon. The record is from RefSeq and is a predicted model, not a curated record. The coding region runs from base 1 to 1884 and encodes 627 amino acids.
AUGUACAUUUGUCGGAGUUCGACUUCAAACACCCAAAAUCCAACUUCCUAUACCGCCCAAACAUUGCCCAGUAUGCCUCCAAAGAGGCCUCGAACCGACCCGACCCCGACAGACCUUCCGAUCCCGCCCCCUGCCAAGAAAACCCGCACGCGCCGCGACGCGGUCGACCGUAUUUCAUUGCUCUCCGACGAGCUUCUUGUGCGGGUACUCUCCUUCCUGUCGGUCCCGCACCUCCUCUCGGUAUCGCUCGUCUCCCACCGCCUGGGUCGCCUGGCAUGCGACUCGCAGCUCUGGAAAGUGCUCUACUAUGCGCGCUUCGUGCUGCCGCGCGCCAUGCGCAUCCCCGGAUUCGACAAGGUCUCAACCAACAACCAGCUGCACUACGCCGGGCGGAGGACGCUGUGGGCUGAUGGGCGGAGGGGCGGCAUAGUGGAUGUUGCGGGCGUGAGGCAGAAGCAAGAGCACGGGAAGGCGGGGCGUACCAGUGCCAUGCCACGGAACGAAGGGCCAGGCCUGGACGAUGCCGUGACGGUGGAGCGCGUUGAUUGGAAGAGACAGUUCAAGAUUCGGCAUAACUGGUCUCGUGGCAAGUGUGCCGUCGAGGAGCUAAGCCUGGGCGAGAGCGGUCACGACGAAAAUACAAAGCGCAAGAUGCUGGUCAAGGUUGUUGAAGGGAUCGCAAUCACAGCAGACGACCGUUUUGGGCUACGCGCCUGGGAUCUUAAGACGAGGAGAAUAAUGAUCCGCGCACCCUUUUCAUCAUCUGCAGGUGAUGACAGCGACAUCAACCAAGCUGCCGCGAGGACACCCACCUGCAUCGCUGUGGACGACCAAGGACCUGACAUUAAGACGCUGCAUGUUGCUGUUGGAUUUCAGGAUGGCAGCUUUGGGAUAUGGAUGCUGGAAACCACUAACAAUUCCAACGCUACCUUUGAGCCACAAUAUCUGCAUGAACAGUCGAGCAACGGGUCCCUGAUCUCAAUGGCAUACUCGCAUCCCUAUCUGCUUACGGCGAACAAAGGCAUUACCAUCUCCCUCUAUACCUUUGGAGGACCAAGCCAUCUGGCUCCAUCCGUUUCCACCACAAAUCAGACUAAAUGGAAGCCACCGUAUCUCCUCACAUCACUCAAGUCCCACACUUCAACGCCGCCAUUGGCACUCUCCAUUAGACAAGCAGGAACAACGACGAUUGCUUCCAUCGCGUACACCUUCAGCACCGUGCAGGGAUGGUCCAUCGGCAUGCAGGACUUACAUGUCAAAGCAUCCUCACCCUCACAAACACCAGAAAUCACAGCUACCCGCUUGGCUUACACAGCUCCAAUGUCUACUGGUAGUCCACGACGUCGUGUCCCACUGCGCCGGCCUGGGAUAGCCUUGUCAGAUGAUGACGACGAUACAGAAGAACAGACUUCGCCUACACGUAGGACACAAACGCCACCAGCCGACGACAGUGAUGGCCCCAAGACCCUCUGUUACACGCAUCCCUACCUUCUAGCAACACUACCCGACAACACUCUCCUCCUUCACCUAUGCACUACAACCUCGACAUCACUGUCCAUAUCAUCCGGGAUCAGACUGUGGGGACAUACUUCGGGCAUCUCGGAUGCCGAGAUCACAUCGCGUGGCCGUGCUGUUAGUGUGAGCCAGCGCGGCGAUGAGAUGCGCGUCUGGGAGCUGGAAGGUGGCGCAAGGCAACGCCGUGUUGGUGACCAUCGCAGCAUCGAGAUUCGCCCGACUAAAAAAGACGACAGAGGCGCUGACGACGGCGCCGAUGCUGCGUGGGAGGAGCGGAGGGAUUGGGUAGGCUUUGACGACGAGAUGGUCAUCGUACUCAAGGAGAGGCUGGGUGGCGGCGAUAGCUUGAUGGUAUACGAUUUCACCUGAACGCCAAGGAAAUUACUGUUUACACUUGGUGGUUGACUAUUGCAACCGGACACGGAGGGUUUCCAGAACCUCCGGGCUCUGCCCACGGUCGCACACAUGCAACGGCAACAGUAUGGGGCCGAUCGGCCUCGAUCCGAGUAACGUCGUUGUGUGGAACAACAUCGAGAUCUCAUACGCCUCAAGCUGUCGGCUGGAGUCACGGUAACUUACAGCGCUGCGCCGCGAUCCGCCAUGAUAGACGAAUAUGAUGGCACAUGUCGGACCCGAAUUGCCUUUCCGCCCCGCGACAAGCCGAAAGGCAGGCACCUGGGGCUCAAGAUUCACAUGCAAGACCGGGCCCAGCAUCGGAACGCCUGCGGGAUUUUCCGCAGCGAAUGGUAAACGAAGACGGCGAAUGGGGAAAAUUCCGAUUCUAUGAGUACCGCGAUGUCGACAAUCACAUGCUAUCCGAAACAAUACGAGUGCCGCAGACCAAAGCGAGGGUGACACGAGCAGCGCAAGCUUUGGAUGCGUAAUUCGUUUGGCCCUUGGCGUGACAGCUCCAGGUACCAUGCUACAGAUGCCGAAAAAGCAAAAACUCAAUCGGAUAGCUAUUCGUACAGAGCUCAUUCGGAUGUGCCGAGGAUCAUUUCGAGGAUAGAACCAGGGGAAGCUAGGUUUAGAGCUGUUUUGAAAGGUUGAUGUUUUUGAUUCCCGGGACCAUCCCAACGGGCUUUUCCGUCCCACUGUUCGGGGGCCGUCUGUGAUAUCGUCGGAAAAAAUCCGAUAAAAAACGCCCUGUAACACCUGUUAGGUAAUUCGGAUAAGACAACCGAACCCAGAUUCUCACAUUGUACUGUGUUGCUGCCUCAAUGACGUAGGGCAAGUAGCCAGAACAACCCUUGAGUUUGGCAUCUCAAACCCAGCAACCCUCGCCUGACUAGAUGAGACCAAAUGGUGUUGGGCCGCUGUUGAGUGCCUGUCCUAUGCAUGAAAAUGGGGGUUAAUGAACGUAAACAUCAUCUUGCGAGGUCUGAAAUUUUGCAGAGUUAGCGCGGAGGGACAAGGGCAAAACCCCAUCAACGCACAAUGUGCCUGCUGAUACCUUGAUAGAAAAUGAGCAAGAACCAAAUGCAAAAGUACAUGCAACAAAAAAUAGCAUGUGCUCCCGCCCCCAACCGAAAAAAAAAGUAACCCCUGUCGCCUAGCGGAUCACCAACCACCACGGCAACCCCUGCAAACGCACCCAAGGGCGCAAACAAGCAUCGACUGACCCCCC